Molecule: messenger RNA, 1208 nt
Organism: Molossus molossus (Pallas's mastiff bat)
Lineage: Eukaryota; Metazoa; Chordata; Mammalia; Chiroptera; Molossidae
Gene: BCCIP
Product: BRCA2 and CDKN1A interacting protein
Exons: 7
Coding region: 16-963 (315 amino acids)
Cellular component (GO): nucleus
Source: RefSeq, a predicted model, not a curated record
AGUGAGGGCGGCAGCAUGGCGUCCAGGUCCAAGCGGCGCGCCGUGGGCAGUGGGGCUCCGCGGCCCGUGGACGCCCCGGCCCCGCGCCAGGAAGAAGAAGAGGACGAAGAAGUGGAGGACCAGGACGAAGACGAUGAAGACAGUGCCGAGGAGGACGACGACGACGACGAGGUCGUCGACCAGGAAGUGAAUAUUGAAUUUGAAGCUUAUUCCAUCUCCGACAACGAUUAUGACGGAAUUAAGAAAUUAUUGCAGCAGCUCUUCCUAAAGGCUCCUGUGAACACUGCAGAACUAACAGACCUCUUAAUUCAGCAGAACCAUAUCGGGAGUGUGAUUAAGCAAACGAAUGUUUCAGAAGACAGCGAUGACGAUGUGGACGAAGAUGAGAUUUUUGGUUUCAUAAGUCUUCUCCAUUUAACUGAAAGGAAGGGUGCCCAGUGUGUUGAGCAAAUUAAAGAGCUGGUGUUAAGCAGCUGUGAGAAGAACUGUGACAAGAGCACGGUGGAGCAGUUGGACAAGCUCCUGAACGACACCACCAAGCCUGUGGGCUUCCUCCUGAGCGAAAGAUUCAUCAACGUCCCUCCGCAGAUCGCUCUGCCCAUGCACCGGCAGCUCCAGAAAGAGCUGGCGGAGGCACACAGGGCGGACAGGCCGUGUGGGAAGUGCUGCUUCUACCUUCUGAUUAGCAAGACGUUUGUGGAAGCAGGGAGAAGCGAUUCCAGAAAGAAGCAGAGCAGCCAAAGGAAAGAGGAGCUCGUGUUUGCCAACGCAGAGGAGGAGUUCUUCCAUGAGAGGGCGCUCCUGAGGUUCAGCUACUCGGUGCAGGAGGAGAGCGGCAUGUGUCUGGGCGGCAGCUGGUCCUUUGACGACGUCCCAAUGAAGCCCUUGCGCACGGUGAUGCUGGUUCCCUGCGACAGGAUGAGUGACAUCAUGGACGACCUGAAAGAACACCUGUCUGUCUAGCCCGCUUCCCGUGGACAGUGCUGUGCUUGUUUUGGUAAAAUCACCAGAAAACCCAGUGGAGUUUUACUGAAAAACUCGACUUUAUUUAGCUUUCGGUCCUCUACAAAAAGUAGGGUUCUGUUGCCCGUGUCUGUGACACGUUUACAAAAUAUCUUUUAAAAAGUUUUGGUCAAAUUAUGAAUGGUUGAUUAAAAACCUUCCAAAUAAGAAGAAAAAUGUGGAGUAGUAAUUUAAAGAACUCAAUA